Messenger RNA from Symsagittifera roscoffensis, 1009 nucleotides. RefSeq lists its product as uncharacterized. The coding region runs from base 285 to 929 and encodes 214 amino acids. NCBI's taxonomy places the organism in Eukaryota, Metazoa, Xenacoelomorpha, Acoela, Convolutidae. The record is from RefSeq and is a predicted model, not a curated record. The transcript has 2 exons.
AUGGCAACUGGAUUCACUAUACCUGCUGGUAUAUUGCUUUGUGAUGGUCUAUUAAAUCAAAAUAACAGGUGUACUUUCAAACUGGUCUUAUAUAACCGGAGCACGAAAAAAUACACAGCGACCAGCAGAUAAACAACCAUGUUUCAAAAAUAGACAUAAGCUUCACAAAUAUUCAUUUGAAUCCUAUUGCAGAGGAUUAUAACGUUUUUUUUUGCAGCAUUUGUUCUGAGCGACACAACAGAAUAAUAAUCUGGCGUUUAAAUUAUUAAUUGCGCCGCUUAAAAAUGACAUCUGCUUGUUUGGGAAACUUUGGGUCCUAUAAGUUGUUUUACUGGCAAGAAUCGAAGAAAGAAUUCGAUUUCGAAAAAGCAGAAAGACGACUCAAAAAUGAAAUCGAACUUUCCCAGUUGAACAAACAAGACGUGCUGGAUCUCUCAAGUGAAAAUAUAGACGACGAGAAGAAAAAACAAGAAGACUCGUCGGAUUCUGAGAAAAAAGAUGUCGUAAAUGAUUCGUCGCGAGAGAUAGUGUGGGUUCGGAAACGACUCGACACUCGGGAUCCGCGACAUCUAGUGCCGACUCCGAGAGAGAAGUUGUACACUCCGAGGCCCUGGCCGGAGCCUAGGCCCUUUUUCGUACCCCCGCUAUCCACUCCGUCUCUGGCCAAGUUCACGAGAGCUCACGAGGAAAUAAGACCAGCUGCCUCUAAUCCCAGUACAAGGGACGUCUCAUGGUCGACCCUGCGUGAAAUGCUGCCCUACAAGGGACGUCCCUGGACACUAACCCCCCGCAGCUGGGGCACAGACAGUGCCCUGCCCCCAAUCUACACUGCCGAGAACCCUGACAGAUUCCCCCACGUAAACAGUCCCAUGACGAGGUACCUGGACGACAUGCACAAAAACCACAGGGGAUCUUUCAAACUGCACUGAUGAUAAAUUGAACUAAAAUAACUUACAAAAAUCCAUUUGCUUCACCUCUCCCUAUACUAGAAUUCAAGCUAGUAGUUUUA